Temnothorax curvispinosus is the source of this 2610-nucleotide messenger RNA. Its product is annotated as methyl farnesoate epoxidase-like. Gene Ontology annotation, cellular component: cytoplasm; intracellular membrane-bounded organelle. Gene Ontology annotation, biological process: xenobiotic metabolic process. The transcript is spliced from 9 exons. Bases 47 to 1657 code for a protein of 536 amino acids. The record is from RefSeq and is a predicted model, not a curated record. Gene Ontology annotation, molecular function: heme binding; oxidoreductase activity, acting on paired donors, with incorporation or reduction of molecular oxygen, reduced flavin or flavoprotein as one donor, and incorporation of one atom of oxygen; iron ion binding. NCBI's taxonomy places the organism in Eukaryota, Metazoa, Arthropoda, Insecta, Hymenoptera, Formicidae.
UCAAAUCGCAAAGAAAAAUAUCGUCGUUUUUCAAUAGCCAGCUUCCAUGCGAGAGCGUGCGCACUCGUCCGAAAAGCACAGACCGAUCCAAGUUACCGUGGCAGAAGUUACGAAGUGGCGCAUCUCGAUACAUCCAAAAAUGCUGUUCCUGAUAAUCUUCUCCCUUCUCUCUACCCUCGCUUGCCUCUACUGCAUCUACGAUUGUAUCAAGCCGAAAAAUUAUCCACCUGGUCCGGCGUGGAUACCGUUCUUCGGAUGUUUCUUCAAGUUCAAAUGGCUACGUUCGAAACACGGAUACAUUUAUCUGAGUAUGCAAGAACUGGCGCGAACGUACGGACCAGUAUUAGGAUUAAAGCUUGGAAAUCAAAAGGUGGUGGUGAUUUCAACGUACGAUCUGGUGAAGAAGACGCUUCUCCGGGAUGAAUUCAACAGCCGACCGGACGGAUUUUUCUUCAGGGUGCGAUCGUUCGGGAAGAGAAAGGGCGUUCUGUUCACCGAGGGCCCCACGUGGACGCAGGUUCGCAGAUUUACGAUGCGGCAUCUGCGAACGUUCGGCAUAGGUCAGUCGAUUUUAAAGGAACAGAUGACUCUGGAGGCUCGGAAUUUCGUCGUUCAUCUGCGGGAGAUGAGCGAGCGCGGCGCGGUGAUGAUGCACACGGCAUUCGACGUCGCGGUACUGAAUUCUCUGUGGUUCAUGAUAGCCGGGCACAGAUUCGAAUAUGAGGACCAAAAGCUGCAAGAGGCGCUCGUACUGGUUCACGAUGCCUUCAGACUAAUGGAUACCCUGGGUGGAGUAAUUUCGCAGAUGCCUUUUCUACGUUUCGUGAUCCCGGAGUUAUCGGGAUAUAACGAGUUAAUGAGGAUUCUCGAAAGUCUAUGGAGCUUCCUCGAUGAGGAGAUCAAGAUACACGAGAGGGAGUUAUCCGAUGAGCCGCGCGAUCUGAUUGACGCGUUUCUCUUGGAGAUCCGUAGAAACACCGAGAAUGAAGACACGAUAUUUGAUCGUGAGAAUUUAUUGAUAUUGUGUCUCGACCUUUUUCUGGCUGGGUCGAAGACGACCACUGACACCUUAGCAACUACGUUUCUCUUCCUAUCGCUGAAUCCCGAAUGGUUGAAGGUACUUCAAACAGAGCUGGAUGAUGUCGUCGGUAGGUCGCGAGCUCCAACCGAAGAAGAUUUACCAUCUUUGCCAAUAACGGAAGCUUUCUUAGCCGAGGUCCAAAGAUAUCUAAUUUUGGCUCCACUCGGCGUACCUCACAGUACUGCGAAGGACGUUUCUUUGAACGGCUAUCGAAUACCCAAGGACACGAUUGUUCUCUUCGAUUAUCAUAGCGUCCACAAUGACGAGACGUACUGGGAUCGACCGGAUGAGUUCCGACCGCAACGAUUUCUAAACGAGCAGGGCCAAUUCUGUCGGAGCAACUACAGCAUACCUUUCGGUUUAGGCAAGAGACGCUGUCUAGGCGAGCAGCUGGCGCGCUCCUCGCUGUUCCUGUUCUUCACCUACGUCGUGCAUUACUUCGACAUGGAGCUAUCGGCCGAGCACGCCAAGCCGAGCCUGAAAGGCUACGACGGCUUCACCCUGUCGCCGAAACCGUACUACCUCAAGCUGACGAAGAGGACGACGCGUUCCCCGCGGUCCCCGAACGCCACGUGACCCGCGCGAGAGCACAUGACGGUACAUUUGGACUUCUGCGAAGGGGCACGAUUUCGUCGAACUCGUAAAGCGUCCGCGUAAAAGCAAGACUUUCACGGCGUAGAACCAAUAAACGCCAUUCGCAAACGCCGGGCCGGGCCGCGCCGCGCCAUGUACGGGAUCGGUUAACGGAAACGAAUAUCUUUUUUGUCAAACAGCUCGCGCCGUAACGCGCAUAACACAUAACGCAUUAUACAUAAUACGAGGCAACUCGUAAGAUUACUAAUGACCGUGCGGCGCAGCCGAUUUAACUCGAAACGAUAACGCGUAAUCGUGUCUCCAUUAACAGUAGAGAUAAAAAAAAGACUUCGGACGAACGUACUUCCUCAGGCAGAAGCUAUUAUGUCCUGUUAGACAUCAAAUAGUCAUUUCCAAGCCAAAGAUUAAAACAAUUAUUUUUAAUAUUUUUACUCAAAGUCGGAAAAACAUGUGUUUUAAAAAACUGCUGUCCCACGCUCGUUACUUGCACGUCCCCUGCGAGCUCUGGAACGUGCGAGGAAGCACGAUUUCUGAGAACUAAAUAUAUCUUAUUCGCAGCACGUGGCAUAUUGUAGAGUAAUGUAGAGCAUUUCACGACAAAUGUAGCGACGCGCGAGAAGGUGCGAUUUCGAUUACUUAUUCGCGCGGUUUGAAAUGCUAGACGCGAGUAUGAAAGGUAGAUGACAGCCUCAAUAAACGGAUGUAAGUUAAUAGAAAUGUGCCGCGAGCAUUUCUAGCAAUUUACUAGCUCUCACGCGGCUACGUGAAAGACGUGUGUUUCACUCGAGGGUCUCUAUAGAUACACAGCCGAUACUUCUAUCGCCUUCUAACAUGGUCGGUUUGUCGUCUCCUUUCAGCAUGUAGGACGGCAGAAGCUUUAAAAAAAAGUCUUGUAAUAAAAUUGUAGUGGAAUGGCUUGUAAAUAAAACUACAAA